GGCGGCAGGUGCGGCGGCCCAAGGAGGCUCCGGCGCUCCCUCCGGCUGCAGGCAGCAUGAAGGCGGGGGCCGGGUCAGUGUGCAAUGGAUGGAAGAGCAGACUCUUUGGUGAUGUCUGUGCACCUGCUUGCAAAAUCUGGAUAUGCAUUACUCUUGCGGCAGACCCUCAGUCAGCUUCAGAAAUGGAUCUGCCUGGACGUACGCCUUUUCCUUGUGUCAGAAGUCACUUCGCCAGUUAAGUAUUACGAGACAUCCCGCCAAAAGAGCUCCAGGUUCCCUGGAACAUCCAUUCUGCUUUUCUUGCAUGAAGACUUGGGGGAGGAGCGGAUUUUCCAAGUCCAUGACGUUUUCCAGCACCCGCCGUGGCACCGUGUCAACCUGGAAAGCGCUCGUGGGAAGCCGUCCUGGCAGGCCCUUGGUAAUCAGGAGUUCUAUGGGCUAGAUGAGCAUCUGCCGGUGUGGGGAGUGCGACAAGUUCAUUAUGGCUCUGAAAUUCUGCGCAUCACACUCUACUGUAGCUUUGACAACUACGACGAUGCGGUGAGGCUUUACGAGAUGAUCCUGCAGAAAGAAGCGACUGUGCAAAAAAGCAGCUUCUGUGCCUUUGUGCUGUACACAACCAAGAGCGUCGCAGUCCAGCUUUGCCUGAAGCAGCUGCCUCUAGGGCUGUCGGUCAAUUUGAAGGAAUCUUCGGUGUUGCAGUUCAAGGUGCAUGAAAUUGGGCAGCUGGUUCCCCUCCUGCCUAAUCCCUGUGUUCCUAUCAGCAGUACUAGGUGGCAAACGGAAGACUAUGAAGGAAACAGGAUCCUGCUUCAGGUUCAAACCAGCUCAAAACACAGUGGAAAGCAGGAUUCACUUCCCAAUUGCCUUAACGAUGCAAGUGAGGAAAGGCUCCCCCACUACUCCAACCCCUCCCCAUUAGCUGCGAGACGGAUAAAUGUGCAGCAAAAAAAUCGAACUCUUCGAGCUGUGAAGAAUAAAAACAAAUCUACACGGAGUGGGAUGUAUGCUCCAGGAAGUCUUUGUGAUCCCUCACAAAGCCACUCUAGCUCUUCAUCCCAAUCACUUUGUCCCACAGAUUCUUCUCUGCAGGACCUAAUACCUUCUUACAUGAACUUGAGCACUCAGAUAAGACUUUCUAGUAGUGAACUCUGGCAUUGCAAGGAGGAAGAGACUAAUGUUGAUACAGGCUACAGAGUGGAACCUUCUAAACGUGAUGGCUCUCCAUUGAACAGGUUCUCAAGGGACUUGCAAGACGGUCUUCCGUCACCCCAGGAGCUAUGUCGUUCGUUCCCUGGCACUGGCUCCAGAAUCAGCUUACUCUCUGCAGAUAGAAACCAUCCAUCAUUACGUAUUACCAAAAUAAAGAAUAAAGUAUCGGGAGAGAUGCAGUCAGGUUCUCAUCUAGGAAUAUCAAGAGCAAGCCAUGGGAAUGAAAAGGAAGAGGAUGAAGAAUUUUUUAUAUGACUUUAAAUACAAACUGAUUUCUCAGUGCCUUAUUUGUGAAAUAAUGGAGAGAGCAAUCUGUAUCCUGCACAAAGACCUUGUCCUUGUGUAGAUACCCCAGCUGCCUAUACUACCUUAUUCUGUUAGUGCAAAAAGAAAGCUUAAGAGUAGUUUGCAUAAGAUUGCACUUUUAGUUGGUUUAGCAUUAGUUAUUCUCCAUGAACAUUAUUCUCUCACGCAGUCCCAGUCUAAGCUCCUUGAAAUCGAUAGGAGAAA
Euleptes europaea (tarantolino) is the source of this 1722-nucleotide messenger RNA. It is a transcript of the gene FAM124B, whose product is annotated as family with sequence similarity 124 member B. Lineage: Eukaryota; Metazoa; Chordata; Lepidosauria; Squamata; Sphaerodactylidae. The transcript is spliced from 3 exons. The record is from RefSeq and is a predicted model, not a curated record. Bases 85 to 1467 code for a protein of 460 amino acids. Gene Ontology annotation, cellular component: nucleoplasm.